Messenger RNA from Akanthomyces muscarius, 1974 nucleotides. RefSeq lists its product as uncharacterized. The coding region runs from base 1 to 1974 and encodes 657 amino acids. Gene Ontology annotation, cellular component: nucleolus; 90S preribosome. The record is from RefSeq and is a predicted model, not a curated record. Gene Ontology annotation, biological process: endonucleolytic cleavage in ITS1 to separate SSU-rRNA from 5.8S rRNA and LSU-rRNA from tricistronic rRNA transcript (SSU-rRNA, 5.8S rRNA, LSU-rRNA). The transcript is spliced from 2 exons. NCBI's taxonomy places the organism in Eukaryota, Fungi, Ascomycota, Sordariomycetes, Hypocreales, Cordycipitaceae.
AUGGCGCCUUCAAAGGACUCCAAAGCGGCCAAGCGCAACUUGCUCGACGACUCCGACUCCGACUCUGACAAUGGAGGGGCCGCCGUCGACUCUGGCUUCAAAGUAAACGAAGAGUUUGCCCGUCGCUUCGAACACAACAAGAAAAGAGAAGAGCAACACAGACUCGAAGAGAAAUUAAAAAACGGCCAGGACGAUGACGAAGACUCGUCCGACGAUGAAAGCGAGGAUGAGAACGGCUUCCUGGCCACCGAGGACCUCGACGCCCAAAUCUCUGCAACUCUUCAGGCCAUCAAAAACAAAGAUCCUCGAGUCUACGACAAAGAUCAGACUUUCUACAAGCCUGACGACGAGACUGGCGACGCUAAGACGGAGAAGAAGGAAAAGCCCGUCUUCCUUCGCGAUUACCACCGAGAAAAGAUUCUGCGGGGAGAUAUCGGCGCGGACGAGGAGGAGGAGCAACCUCAGACAUACGACCAAGAACAAGAAGCUGCUAAGCUAGAAUUCCUUUCCGGCGUGAGAGACGCGGAAGGGGACAGCGACUCGGACGAUGACGACGGAUUCGUGGUCAAGAAGAAGUCAGAUGGCGCAGCGCCCAAGUCAUCCAAUGGCAUCCACCCUUCUCGAUCAGCCAAGGUGAAGGUCUCUGGGGCUAAUGUUGGAGAUGCCGACAAGGACCCCGAGACAUUUCUGUCCAACUUUAUGGCCGCCAGAGCAUGGGUCGAAGAGGAGGGUGGUCGUUGGAAGGCCUUUGAAUCAGAUGAUGGCGAAGAGGACGACCGCGCCGAUGAAUUUGAGCAGGCCUACAACUUGCGCUUUGAAGACCCUGAAAAGAGCAGAGAAGUGCUGCGCUCCUAUGCCCGUGACAUUACGAACUCGCGCUCCGUCCGCCGCGAAGAAGCCACAGGCCGCAAGCGCCUACGAGAGCUGGAAAAGGAGCGCAAGGAGGCAGAGAAGAAAGAGCGUGGCGAUGAGAAGGCGCGUCUGCGCAAACUCAAGGUCGAAGAGGCCGAGAAGAAGCUGCGCAAGAUCAAACAGGCCGCCGGCGCCGUCGGCAAGGAGUUGUCGGACGAGGAAUGGAUGAGCUUCCUGGACGGUGCGUGGGAGAAUGACAACUGGGAGGAGGAGAUGCAGAAGCGCUUCGGCGACGACUACUACGCCGUGCGGGACGACGACUUUGCGGCCGACUCGGAUGUCGAAGUGGCGUCGUUCAAGAAGAGCAAAAGGCCCAAGAAGCCCAAGUGGGACGACGACAUUCAGAUCAACGACAUCGUCUCCGAUUUCGACGAGGAGGAAGCCAAAGCCGAGUUUGACCUAAGCGACGCCGAGGAAGAAGAUGACGAGGAGGAAGAGGCUGCCCCGGCCAAGAAGAAGCGCAAGACGGCCGAUAUCAAAAAGGAACGCAUUGAGGCCCAGAAAAAGUCCAAGAAGGAGCGCGCCAAGCUCGAGGCCCUCGUCGACACCAAGAUGGAGCUCACCGACCACGACCUCCUCCGCGACUCGGCGCGCCUCGCCUCCGAGGCCGCCGGCACUGCCGACCCGUCCGCGGCCGUGCAGCCGUUCCGCUACCGCGAGACCUCGCCCCAGUCCUUUGGCAUGACGGCACGCGACAUCCUGCUCGCGCCCUCGGACCAGGUCCUCAACGAGUACGCCGGCCUCAAGAAGUUUGCCUCGUUCCGCGAGGAGGAGAAGAAGCGCCGCGACCGCAAGCACCUCGGAAAAAAGGCACGCCUGAGGCAGUGGCGCAAGGAGGUCUUUGGCCACGAGUUCGAGCGCACCGGCCCGACAUUUGGCUUUGAAAAGUACGCAGACGAGGAGGAGGCGGUGGCAGAGCAGCAGCAGCCGCGGAGGAAACACGAGGCGAAAAAGGACUCGACCACCACCAUGAGCAACAUCGUCGAGCGCGAUGGCGAGGCGUCGGGCAAGAAGAAGAGGAAGCGGUCCAAGAACAAAAAGUCAGCCGAGACGGAAGCGUAA